AAUGAUUAGUUUUCGAAAGAUUUUGCCGCAGAAACGCAAGAGGACGAUGAAGAGUUUACUUAUUUUCAUUAUAUUGUGUUUUGUUUCUGGAAAUAUUGGAAAGAAAGGAUUCGGUCCUGGAGAACAAGAAUGGGGUUUUGUUCAAGUACGUCCCUAUGCAAAUAUGUUCUGGUGGCUUUAUUAUACGACGGCAGACGUUAAAUCUUAUUAUGACAAACCUCUAAUCAUUUGGUUACAAGGUGGACCAGGCGGAUCUUCGACGGCGUAUGGAAAUUUCGAAGAAAUAGGACCUCUUGAUACAGAUUUAAAUCUAAGGAAUUACACUUGGGUCAAAAAUUACAAUGUUCUCUUCAUUGAUAAUCCUGUUGGUACUGGUUUUAGUAACGCUGAAAACAUAUCCGCAUUUGCAACAACAAAUGCUCAAAUCGCAAGUGAUCUUUUAGAAUGUAUUCGAGGAUUCUAUAAGCAAUUACCGAAAUUUAAGCCUGUUCCAACAUAUAUCACCACGGAAUCGUAUGGUGGAAAAAUGGGCGCAGAAUUUGCGCUUGUCUGGGAUCGAGCUCAAAAGGCUGGCACUAUUGAAAGUAAUCUAAAGGGAGUUGCACUUGGGGACGCUUGGAUUUCUCCUAUUGAUUCUACAAUGACAUGGGCGCCAUAUCUACUCAGCACGGGUAUGGUUGAUAUGGAAGGUUUUAAAGAAAUUGAUGCUGCGGCAAACGAGACAAGAGAUAAAAUAGAAACAGGUCAAUGGCGAGAGGCAACUAAUUAUUGGGGUUAUACGCAAACUAUCGUCUUAAAAAAAACUUACAAUGUUGAUUUCUACAAUAUUUUGACAAAACAGAAAUGGAAUUAUUAUCAUUUAUCGCCGCAGAACAUAUUGUCCUUUGAUGGAGAUACUAUAGAUCGAUAUUUUAUUCAACUUUGGUCUCAGUCACUUGAUAGUUUGAUGAAUGGCCCAGUAAAAAAAGCACUCGGUCUUAACGUCACACAUGGCAUCCAAUCAAACACAGUUUUCGAUUGCUUAACAGAAGAUUUUAUGAAGCCUGUUAUUAAUAUAGUGGAACAAUUGCUUAAUGAAACUAACUUGAACGUAUUCGUAUACAAUGGACAAUUGGACUUAAUUGUCGAUACACCGGGCACCCUUCUUUGGGUUGAAAAGUUAAAAUGGAAAGACGCUAACACCUGGAAAAAUUCGGUGAGGCAGCCGCUUAUUUCUAAAGAGUUCAUCGAGGGCUUUUUGAAAACUUAUGAUACAUUCUGGAUGUACUGGGUGAACAGAGCCGGACAUAUGGUUCCGAAAGACAAUCCAGCAGCUAUGGAAGUGAUACUACAAAAUCUGACGAGCAAUGCAAACAACUAAACAAAAGCAAAAACUAGCUUUUAUAUUUAUAAAUAAAAACCUAAUAUAUAAUUUAGUGAUGUCACAUUUAAAUUAUUAAAAUUAUUUUAUCCGUUUUUCACAUAAUUAAAAAGAAAGAAAUAAAUAACUAAGAUGCUUAUGCAAAAUACGCAAUUGUUAAAAAACUAUUCUUAUUAUAAUAUAUGCCAAAUGAAAAAUGUUGUACAAUUUAUAUUAUAUGUAAUUGACACGUUUUAUACUUCAAUCUACAUUGAACUACUAUAAUCAUUGAUGUGUUUCUAAUUAACGUUUCUAUUAACUUUUUAUCUUUUAGAUAUAUUGAUAAUAAAGAUUAUUCAUAGUUGAUAGCGUAUCUGUGUAUAUGUUACUAAAUUAUAUGAUAAAUUGCAUAUUACACCUUACCAAUGACUUUGAACUUGACAUAUAUUGUCAAGGACAUGAUCCUGAGUAACUUUUUCUUAUAAAUUAAUCGGCGGUCUCUUAUAGUUUCCGAAAUAUACGGUUUCAAAGUUUUACAAUUUUAAUGAUUUUUCUAUUAUAAAAUAAGGAAAAAUAAAGAUUGUUUACAAUGUAUUUGCGUAGAUCAGAU
This is a messenger RNA of Cataglyphis hispanica, 1949 nucleotides long. RefSeq names its product retinoid-inducible serine carboxypeptidase-like. The transcript has 9 exons. Gene Ontology annotation, biological process: proteolysis. Gene Ontology annotation, molecular function: serine-type carboxypeptidase activity. The coding region runs from base 2 to 1360 and encodes 452 amino acids. The record is from RefSeq and is a predicted model, not a curated record. Lineage: Eukaryota; Metazoa; Arthropoda; Insecta; Hymenoptera; Formicidae.